AUGAGUGUUUAUAUUGAAAAGAAAGAGAGUCUUAAGAAAGAACGAUGGGAAACAAUUGAGCGUAUUGUUAAUGAUAUUGUUGAUGAAGGCUCAAUAGAAGAAUUGGAACGAAUGAAAGAAUGUAUUAAAGAAAAAAUUAAAGAAUUUCAUUAUAACCAAGAAAUUAACAAAUUUCAAGGAUUAUAUUCUGAUAACAAAUAUAAUGGUCCUACAAUUGAUCCUGACCAUAAAAGUGAUGAAGGGAGGAGUUGGUUUAAUUAUAAAGGAAACAAUAUUAUAGUUAUUGACUUAAAUAAAUACCCAUGUCCAGAUGCUAACCCAAACACAAUUCAAGAAUUUAAUUUAAAUGGCAAACUGUAUUAUGUCACUUUCAUUUAUUCUUAUUCUUCAGUUCUUACUCUCGAGAAGGCUGAACAAUUACUUAUUUGGCAACCACUAAAUACUCAUAUUAUGAAAAUUAAUUUAACAAUCCCUUUUUGGUGGAAAGAUGACUUAUUUCCAUAUAUCGUUGAACACCGACCAUACUCUCCCUCUUGUGAAUCAAACGAAAAUUCUUCUCUUUCAGUACAAGAUUUAGUUGAUUCAACAUUUCUAGUAAAUUCAAGUGAAUUAGAGGAUUUUAUUGAUAUUCCAAUACUGAUUCCUAUCCCUGUUGUUAAAAACCGUUCUUGUUAUUCAAUUUUGUAUUAUGAUUAUUGGCCUUCAGGUUCUUAUCAAAAUGUAUUACAAUUCAUCAUAUCGUCCAAUCUUUCCUAA
Molecule: messenger RNA, 756 nt
Organism: Entamoeba dispar SAW760
Lineage: Eukaryota; Evosea; Mastigamoebida; Endamoebidae
Exons: 1
Coding region: 1-756 (251 amino acids)
Source: RefSeq, a predicted model, not a curated record